GAGACAUGGGACUGCGGAGUCACCGAGGGGGGGGAACUGUUCCCCACAACUCAACCCCAAGGAAGGGAACCAGAUCUACCUGAAGACGCUUUAAUGGAGCCUCUACUACACCUGUGUUUCAUCAUUUCUACUCAGUGUUGGACCGGAAAAGAGAGAAAAGUUCAAUGACAGCUGAAGUUAUCCGUGCAUUGUUAACACCAGAGUGCCACACCUUCGCUUAGAGGCAACAGCUCCACGACACAGCUGGCCAAAUGGGGUGCCAAUGCUGCAGGAUGAUAAAAAGCUACAUCUACGACCCCUCCGAGGUGGUGGAUGUGAGGAAGACCGACUCUGCGGGCAGCUCGCUCUACCAUCCGCACCGCCUCCCCGGCAGUGGCCCUCUCGACAGCCACAACAAGCAGAAGCAGGGCUUCAACAACCUGGGCUACAGCAAGUCCAACGACAGCACACUGAAACUAGAGGUGGACAACAACCACGUCAACCAACGGCUGCACGCCGCGCAUCCACCCGCCAAGGAGCCGAACAAGCAGGGGAGCACACCACCCGCAGAUGGAGGUCUGUACAUCAUCCAGCCAGAAACUCUGGGGCCGAGAUGGGUGAUGCAGGACAAAGGGCCGAUCCAGGUGCCGGUCUACCCCGACAUGAAGGACUACGAGAACCAGAGGAGCUACGGCGAGCGUGGGCGCAGCACGACGAGGAACGAGUGGGACAACUCCAUCACCGAGUGUGGGAUCCGCUGCGGGAGCCUGUCAGCCGACGAGAUAGACGAGGGCGUUGGGGGGACGCCGGAGUACCCGUGCGACACGGGGGACGAGGGCAGCGUCCUGUCGGUGGAGAUCCACACCAGCACCACCAGCCUAUCCUCGGCCGACACCAGGGAUGGGCUCAGGUUUCCAAAGACCCCGGACGUUUCCACCGUGGAGAGCGGGAUCUCGGUGAUGAAGAGCGAGGACGAGGAGGAGGAGGUGCAGAGCGUGACGGACUCCAUGGUGGCGGAGGCUCUCGCCGCUUUGGAGGCCGCCACCGCCGGAGAGGACAGCGAGUGACGGACCUCUGAGCGGCCUCACAGACAUCAAAACCACCACGUUCUGAAUUAAACAACUGGUGUUUGUAUCAGAACGUGUAACGAAUGAAGGAAAACUGCUUAAAGAAAAAGUACAGAUUUAUUUUUGAACUCAAAAUCUUGGAUAUUUUUUUAUUUGGGUCACUCUGACAGAAGAUAAUGUCAGCCGUAUGAAGGAGGCUAACUUUUCCGAUGCCACAAAUGAUAAAGUUGUGUCGACUGUGAAUAUCGCCUGCAGCAAUAUCAGCCUGUUAUGCAUCAAGUGUGUUCAACACUCCACAGUCCUCAUAAGACAGUACGUGCUCACUCACUGCUUUGCCAUGUCCAUACUGCCCUUGUACACGCAUUUUAAAAGAAAAUGUUGCAUUAGCAUCGCUAUGCUAACAGAGCAUAGGGUCAAUAUUUCCUUUGUGAACACACAGUCCUUGCCAUAUCUCACGGUCUCUUCACAGAUCUCUCAUUUCAGUGAGAAAGCGAAAGAGGAAAGGUCAUCACAUAUUUUUUUUAUACCCAUGUUUUUGUCUCUAUUUUGUCUUCAGUUGUUAUUUAUGAUAUCUUCACUCGCACCGCUUUUGAUUUAUUGGGAGAGGAAACUGGACGUUGUUUGGAGCAGAAAAGCAGGACGGAGGAUGCGGGAGCGGUUCUUUAUUUAUAACUUAUUGUGUCAUCGUUGAUUUCAUGGGAAUUAAAAACAGAAUGAAUAUUGUAUCUACUUUGAAAUUUUGAAAAAUAAAUAGUUUACACACACAUCAUCAGACACAUGUUCACUGACAACGCUCUUUGUUUUUAUAAAGUAACUUAAUACUCAUGUUAGACCAUUUGUGGCGUAUCAGAAGAUCUAUGCACAUUUGAAUUCUCCAGCAGGUUACCAAAGGAAAAAAUAGAAAACGUGUACAUUUCACUUAUAGCUUAGUUUCUGCAGUUUUUCAUCCAUAGCUGAACUUUGAGCUUUAAAGACCAUCUAAGGUCAAAUCAUUGGUGAAUAAACCACCAAGGGGCCGUCAAUUAAUCAUUCCAGCUCACAGGUUUUGUGUUUCCCGUCCGGCCCAUGACAUUAGUUCAAUCAGCAGCUUGCUUAUGUGUCUUAUAACAAACUUAUUUAGGCUAGCCGGUGCGAAGGAAAGAGUGUGUGAAGAGUGUGUUAAUGCUAAAUAAACCUUUAUUCUCAAUGAAGUUCUGAAUACGUUUCACUGCGACGCCCCUUUUCACUCAUUGUUUCCCUGCCAAAUCAUUUCUAGUUAUUAUAUUUGUAUUGUAAAA
Anoplopoma fimbria (sablefish) is the source of this 2323-nucleotide messenger RNA. RefSeq lists its product as uncharacterized. NCBI's taxonomy places the organism in Eukaryota, Metazoa, Chordata, Actinopteri, Perciformes, Anoplopomatidae. The coding region runs from base 252 to 1046 and encodes 264 amino acids. The record is from RefSeq and is a predicted model, not a curated record. The transcript is spliced from 3 exons.